Molecule: messenger RNA, 1056 nt
Organism: Callithrix jacchus (white-tufted-ear marmoset)
Lineage: Eukaryota; Metazoa; Chordata; Mammalia; Primates; Cebidae
Source: RefSeq, a predicted model, not a curated record
AUGUCCCCCGCCAAGGAUUCCCACCUCAGUUCCCAUUUUCCACGGGACUCAGGCAUUCCUGCGCCCCCUCCGGACUCAGGAGCCCUGACCCCCGGCCCCCCAGUUUCCCAGGGCCCUGGCGUGGGGCCCAGGACAGGGCGAGGUAACAGGUUGUGCCGGCCGCCCCGCCACAGCGGUCGGAGUUUCUGUUUACUUCCCGGCCCGCCCCUGGGGACGGGAACCCUGUGCUCCCCUAGGACUGCUCAGGGCCUGGGGUUCAGGGGCUCGGAACAGAGGGCCCGACACACCAGGCUCACCUGGCCCAGCCCUCCGGAGGGUCCCCAACCACUACACACGACACACACUGGUGCUCCCCCUGCUCCUCUCGCCCGGUGUCCAAGCGCAGCCCUGCUCGCAGCACCUGAACGUCACGGUGGUCCCAGCCCAGCCGCCCCCAGGCUGCUCCCGGGGAUCUCCCCGACUCGGCCCCGCGGACCCGCGCCCCGGCCCCCUCCACCCCAGAGACCCGGACCUGAAGACUCCUCCCCAUCCCCUCCCGCACGUAGCUGCCCAGGUGUCUGGGCCUCCAGCCCCCGCGACCCCCGGCCCCAGGCGUUGGAAACCUGGAGAAGGGGCUGCGCUCACCCGCGACGGCUGAGUUCCCGCCCCUGGUUCCCCGGCGAUCCCGGUUCCCCAGCCCCCGCCCCGGCUCCCCCAUUUUCUCCGCCGACGCGGCCAGACCGGUCCCUCCCCAAGCUCGAGGGUCCCGGCCCUCGGCGUCCCCCAGGCUCUCACCCGAAGCCGCCGGGCUCCCUCCGAGGUCUCCCGUCCCCUCUUCCGGAGGCGGCUCCAGGUGCGCGGCCAGCACAGGUGAAGGGGCGGGGCCGCGGGAGGGGCCGCUUCCAGAACCGUGAGAACGUGAAGUUCGGGUUGAGCCUCCCAGUCCGCGGUUUUGUUCCGGCGCCCCAGCGAGCGGGCACGGGGUCGCGGUGUUCGCCUCUGCGUCUCCAGCUCCGCAUCCUGCUCGCUGUGUUCGCGGGCAGCCCGGGCGGCGGCCCCCAGCUGCUCCAGGACUGA